AUGGCGGCCGGGCGAGGGGCGCCCGCCGCGCUUCCCGACGACGCGGAGCUUCUCGCGAUCCUCCGCGCGGACCCGAGACUCGCGAGCGUGCUCGAGGACCCGGAGCGAUACCGCCUCCAGGUCCUCCUCACCGAGGUCGCACCCGCGAGCGACGGCGACGGCGACGACGACGGUGCCCACUCGGCACCCUGCGAGGCGACGACGACGACGACGACGACGAGAACGACGACGACGAGAGCGACGCUGCGACGGCGCGCGUAUCGCGCGGACGCGGAGUACUUCUACCCCGCGAGCGCGGUCAAGAUCUACGGCGCGGUCGUCGCGCUGUUUCAGCUGCAGCUGAUGGCGUCGCAAGGCGUCGCCGUCGUCGAGCUCGACACCCCGCUCGCGUUCGAAUCGAGGACGGCACCGGUCGCGGCGUCGAACGACGCGCCGCCGCCGAAGUCGGCCGCCGCGCCGCCGCUCGGGUGCUCCGCGCCGACGACGAUGCGCCGCGAGAUCUCCGCGUUGUUUCACGUCUCCGACAACGAGGCGUUCAACCGGUGUUACGACGUCGCGGGGAGGACGCUCAUGUGGGAGUGGGCCAACUCGGAAAGUUUGAAUCCCCCCUUCCGAGGGCCGCGGAUACUCCACCGACUGUUCAGCGAGGCGAAGGGAACGGACGACGGCGGGUCCUUCCCCGGGGUAUGGGCGCGCGUCGGGCGAGACGGCGACGAGGACGCCUGGCGGAGGGUGUUAUGUCGCAGGCACGACGUCUGCGGCCACUUGGUCGGAGACGCGAAGCGAGAGUCCGUCGGAAAGGCGCACGUCGCCGCGGACGGAACGGUCGUCGACGAGCCGCUAGACUGCUCGGCACGCAACCGCGCGAGCCUCGCGAGCCUCCAGGACACGCUGAUACGACUCACGCGCCCGGAGUUCGACGAGUCGAACUUUAAGCUGACGGAGACGCACCGGCGGUUCGUUCUCGCCGCCGCCGCGGGGUCGCCGCGCGACUCGCCGGAUCCGUCCGCGCGCGACGACGCGGCGACGUUCCCGAACAACUACAACAAGUUCUUCGUGGACGGCGUGACGCGCGCGGUGGGGGGCGACGGGAGCCGCGUGAGGAUCACGAAUAAGUGCGGGCAGGCGUUCGGGUUCAGCGUGGACAACGCGUUCGUCGAGUGGAUCGGCGGCGGCGAGGACGAAGAUGAAAACAGAAACAAAAAUCCGUUUUACCUCGCGGCGGCGAUAGAGACGAACGCGAACGGGGUCGUGAACGACGACGUGUACGAGUACGCGGACGUCGCGGAGCCGUUCAUGGACGCGCUCGCGGAGACGGUCGCGCGCUGGGUGUGGCGAGAGAGAGAGAAGUGA
Messenger RNA from Micromonas pusilla CCMP1545, 1353 nucleotides. RefSeq lists its product as uncharacterized. The record is from RefSeq and is a predicted model, not a curated record. Lineage: Eukaryota; Viridiplantae; Chlorophyta; Mamiellophyceae; Mamiellales; Mamiellaceae. The coding region runs from base 1 to 1353 and encodes 450 amino acids. The transcript has a single exon.